This is a messenger RNA of Brassica napus (rape), 816 nucleotides long. RefSeq names its product E3 ubiquitin-protein ligase At1g12760-like. Lineage: Eukaryota; Viridiplantae; Streptophyta; Magnoliopsida; Brassicales; Brassicaceae. The transcript is spliced from 3 exons. The coding region runs from base 1 to 816 and encodes 271 amino acids. The record is from RefSeq and is a predicted model, not a curated record.
AUGAUAUACAGAGACGACGACGGAUCGAGGACGAUGCAGAGGCGCAGCCAACGACGGAUCGAGGACGAUGCAAGGGCGCAGACAACGACGGAUCGAGGACGAUGCGGAGGCACAGACGAGGACGAUGCGGAGGCACAGACGACGACGGACGACGAUAUAGAGAUUAUCAUUAGGCCCAAAUCUGUUUCUCCCAGCGUCUAUAGUCUCUCCACCCCCACCCCUCGACUCUUCCACUUCACCUUCUCGCCGCCGCCACCGUCAUCAGACGCCAUCGAUCCAGCGCCUCUGCUUCUGAGCGGCGACGAGAACGAGGGAAGCAACAGCAAUGGAGGAGGAGAACAACAGAGAUCAUCAUCCGUGAGGAGACCAGGGCUGAGGGAAGCCGCGAGGCUGCUGAGCCGAGCGAGCAGCGGCGGAGGGCGCGCGAUGCGGGAGCCGUCUAUGGUCGUGAGGGAGGCCGCGGCGGAGCAGCUCGAGGAGAGGCAGAGCGAUUGGGCCUACUCGAAGCCCAUCGUGGUGCUGGACAUCGUGUGGAACUUGGCGUUUGUCUCGGUGGCUGGGGUUAUUCUGGUGAUGGCGAGGAAUGAGCAUCCGAUCAUGCCGCUUAGGGUUUGGCUCUUGGGGUAUGCGUUGCAGUGUGUGUUGCAUAUGGUUUGUGUGUUGGUUGAGUAUAGGAGGAGGAAUAGGGUGAGGAAUAAUAGGACUCCGAGAUCACGUUCUUCUUCUUCGUCUUCCUCGACGGAUGAAGAUGCUUUGGGUUCAAGGAGGAAUUCACAUGAGGAGACAACGAUUCUGAUAUUUGGAGGUUCCAGUUAA